Aspergillus steynii IBT 23096 is the source of this 474-nucleotide messenger RNA. Its product is annotated as Mpv17/PMP22 family protein. NCBI's taxonomy places the organism in Eukaryota, Fungi, Ascomycota, Eurotiomycetes, Eurotiales, Aspergillaceae. The record is from RefSeq and is a predicted model, not a curated record. The transcript has 3 exons. Gene Ontology annotation, cellular component: membrane; mitochondrion; cytoplasm. The annotation marks the transcript as partial.
CUAUUUGCGGUGGGAGACUGCCUUGCCCAGCAGGGUGUUGAACGGAAAGGACUUGCCAACUACGAUGUAGGCCGCACUGCGCGAAUGACUCUCUAUGGCGGAGCGGUAUUCGGACCGUUCGCGACCAAAUGGUUUCAGUUUCUGCAGAAUCGCAUUUGCCGAGACUCUCCGCUCAAGACACUGGCCGCUCGUGUAGCAGUUGACCAGCUCUUCUGCGCUCCUACGAUGAUUGGAGUGUUUCUGUCGAGUAUGUCUAUUCUAGAGGGAAGCGAUCCUCGCGAGAAGCUGCGACGGACGUAUUGGGAGGCGCUUCGCACCAAUUGGUGCAUUUGGCCUAUCCUGCAGGGAGUGAAUCUCUAUCUGGUGCCUCUUCAUUAUCGGGUCCUUGCCGUCAAUGUCUUCAAUAUAGGGUGGAAUUGCUUUCUGAGCCUUAUAAACAAUGCCGAGUAUGACGAAGAGGCACCGGUCGCGUGA